Molecule: messenger RNA, 2961 nt
Organism: Dendronephthya gigantea
Lineage: Eukaryota; Metazoa; Cnidaria; Anthozoa; Malacalcyonacea; Nephtheidae
Product: serine/threonine-protein kinase SIK2-like
Exons: 9
Coding region: 122-2263 (713 amino acids)
Biological process (GO): protein phosphorylation; microtubule cytoskeleton organization; intracellular signal transduction
Cellular component (GO): cytoplasm
Molecular function (GO): protein serine/threonine kinase activity; tau-protein kinase activity; ATP binding
Source: RefSeq, a predicted model, not a curated record
AACCAUGUCUGAUGUUUGAGGACUCGAUAGAUAUCACUGAGAGCAGUAACUCGCGCUAAAAGCUCACAGAGUUCUGUUCUCUUUCCAUCACAAAAAUAGAAACUUGUAUGCAAGACUGGAAAUGGGAAUGGCGAACGAAAUGAGAAAAAACCCACUUCGGGUAGGAAUGUACGAUAUCGAAAAAACUAUUGGAAAGGGUAAUUUCGCCGUAGUGAAAUUAGCACAACAUCGUACUACCAAAAGUCAGGUAGCGAUUAAAAUCAUAGACAAGACUUUGCUCGACGAAGCCAACCUAAAAAAGGUUUACCGCGAAGUACAAAUCAUGAAGCUCUUACAUCAUCCCCACGUUGUCAAGUUAUAUCAGGUUAUGGAGACGAAGACUAUGCUCUAUUUGGUUACUGAAUAUGCGAGUAACGGCGAAAUGUUCGAAAACCUUGCCAAGAAUGGGCGAAUGCCAGAACGUGAUGCCAGAAAAACAUUUGCACAGAUUCUCUCUGCUGUUGAAUAUUGCCACAAGAGGCAUGUGGUUCAUCGUGACUUGAAGACUGAGAAUUUGUUAUUGGAUUCAAAGAAUAAUAUCAAAAUAGCAGAUUUUGGUUUCAGUAACCAUUACUCACCUGGUAGCAUGCUCAAUACCUGGUGUGGAAGUCCACCAUAUGCUGCCCCAGAGGUUUUUGAAGGCAAAGUCUACGAUGGUCCACAGCUUGAUAUUUGGAGCCUUGGUGUUGUAUUAUAUGUAUUAGUCAGUGGUGCAUUGCCUUUUGAUGGCAAAAAUCUUCAAGAUUUACGGGAUCGUGUGCUGGAGGGCAAUUUUAGAGUCCCAUAUUUUAUGUCACAUGAAUGUGAAAACCUCAUCAAACACAUGCUUGUUCAAGAUCCCAAACAGCGGUACACAAUCGAACAAAUCCGCAAUCACGAGUGGCUACGUAUGGACCCCUCUGUGCAAGUCACGCUGAACAUGAACUGUGAUUUGAACAGUGAGACUGAUAGUGAACCUGAGGAUCUGGAGGACGAUGAAAGAGUGUACAAUGAACGUGCAUUAAGACUAAUGGAAAACUUGGGCAUUGAUAUACCCACGACAAAAAAGGCAAUCAACACCAGGGUUUAUGACCACCACGCUGCUAUUUAUUAUCUAAUUGUUGACAAGCUAAAGCAGCAUCGUUCGAGCUGCCCUGAACCGGAUGAAGUCCAGACGCAGAUACGACGGCCUAGUAGCGUGGCGCAUACUGCCAUUGUCCGAUCGACAUUCACCUGCUCGACAGCACCUGCAAUGCCACAAGCUGUCUCAGUUGCAAGGCGGCCUAGGAGCUCUGUACCAGUAAACCCCAUGGAGUUUGGCAGCGGACUGGAAGAACGGGUUCCAACGCCGCCGGAUAUUAGACACGAGAUUCCUGGUCUCUGUCGGCAGUUGAUGAACAUUAACAGCCGGACACCCCCUGUCCGACGCGUUACCCACACCGUACCACAAACGAUACAAGAAAACGUCGAACUUGAUCGCGGUGGUGUACAUGGGGGUAAUGCAGUGCCGAACGUGAGUAACGCCCCUGCCACAGGGCGAAAACGACGGCAUACUGUGGGUGUACCCCCACAAGGAACAAUUAGCGUACCGUCGGACCACCCUCUGCUUGCAGGGGGUUUGUCGAACACGAAUAACACCAUGUAUCAGAUUGAUCCAAAUCCUUCGAUAGUGGUGUCACCCUGCGACCGCGUCGACUUUCCCUCGUCGGACAGCGGCUUCCAUUCGGCGAACAUCGAAGAGUUAGUGAGGGGACAGAACACGGCAGCCUCGCGUCGCUUUUCCGAAGGCAAUAAUCCACACUGUGACUUCCAGCAAACGCGCGCAUACUGCUCUUCUUCGCCGUUACGACUCAUUCAAGAGGAACACCAAAAACUUCAAGAACUUUAUCGAACGUCGCUUACUCCGGCACAGAUGAACGAGCAGCAGCGUUUGCACACCGUGUACAAGGAAAAGUACACGGAAAUGCAGGAGGAACUAGAAAAGCAAUAUUCCAAAACCGUGCAGAAGGUCGAAACCGAGUUAGCGGAUUCUAAUCCAGAUUCUAAUCCGCUCUCGUUGGAGUUUCAAAACCUUCACAUCCAAAGGCACGCUUAUCAACCUGCUUUGAAGUCACUCUCGCACAAACGUGUGGCCAAGAAGAUAUCUCCGUAUUCAAUACAUAGAACAAUUGAACGAAUUGACAGCGACGACAUUGAGUAUCCGCCAUCGGAAACGAACGAUGAUUACACGCUGAUCUCCCUAUAAUCGAGGGAGUAUAUGUGUUGGAGCAAUGCAGUUAGGGAUGGGCUAUUUGAUUAUCGUUUAGAGGAAGGGGGGUAGUACCUCAAAAAGUUAUCAGGCAGUUUAUUUCAAAUUUCUUUCAACUGGAAGUUCAUGCGAAAAACGGUUAAAAUAUUCAGGCAAAUUCCCGCCACUCCAAUCGAAAAUCAAAUAGUCCAUCCCGUGAAAGGUCGUUUAUCUGACAAAUCUUCUGCACACAAAGAUAUUUUGACUAAGUCCGUGUAACAGCUUUUCGUAAAUACCGACGGCUUGCCUCUAAUGAUUCCAUUGCCUCAAUCAAUGUAGUUUAUUUAGCCGAGUGACUGGUGAUGUAUCACGUAUGAAAAAAACUUUCGACGGUCGGAAAUUACGCGGAAUAAGGAUGAUAUUUGUCAGAUAAAUCACCGUGGUGUAUUGUAUGUAGUGUGUAUUUUAUGUGAGAGAGCUGAUUAUUUAACGAUAUUGUAUUGAAUGGUUGCAUAUAUUUAUGAAAUUCGUAUCAGGUCGUGUGCUGCGUGUAUUUGAACAAGCGUCAUGAGAACUGAUCGACUAUAUUGUUUUCUAUUGAAAAUGGUGAAUUGAAUAGGUUGUUUAUAUAAUUAUAUUUUGUACAUAUAUCUAUUGAUAUUGUAACAAGGAUGAGGAAACAGAAAAAUAUAUGUUUAAAGUAUAUAAAUAUACUA